AUGACGAGCAGAAACUACGCCACCUACGAUGCAUUCUCCACGUUCGAGAUGCUCAAUAAAGUCAUUAAAGAGUCCGGUGACUCUGAGAAACAGAUACUCACCAAGCUCAAGGCUAUCAAAGAGGAGAUGAAGAGAGUGUCAAACUUGCCGAGUGAAGUCGCUGUCAAGCCGGUCACCAGCAUCGAGCUCGUUCAACAGACGAAUGCCACAAAGCUCAUCAAGAAGCUAGAUCAAACCUUCACACAUCAGAGUAUUGGCGAACAUCUCAAGCACGUUAUUCGCAUAAACACCGACCGACACCUACAGGGAAAAUUCGCUGGUAACUACGAUAUAUUGUGCGGAUACGGAACUGUCGAAAAGACCAGAAGCGUUAGGAGUCUCGACGCAAGCAUGCUUCGAAACAUUCACGGAGCUAUCAAUACAGCCAAAGCAGCAGUCGCAGGUUUUGAUGAAGACCCAUCGGGAUGGAUCUUGCGGGAAGAUAUCCAUAUACUGCUGCAGCAUUUGAAGUUCGAAGAAGGCGAAAGGGAACGGCUUCAGAAAGACUUGACGGAUGCCUGGAUGAGAGCGCGGAGAGCGCAGGCGGCCCUGAGUGGCUUAGAUCAAAUGUUUGGCGAACUAUACGGGGACAAGUGGAAAAAUGAUGAAGAUGCAGCUGAGUUACUGGCGGAGUUGGACCAAGCGCGCGAAGCGCGCGGAGACUUUUCUUCAGAAUUCGAAGAUCUAGUCUACAAGAUCAGCGAGCUGAAGAGGACCAUUAGUGGCAAGCUAGAGGAAGUUGACGCCCUCUGGAACGGCUUCAUGGAAGCCACACCGGGUACAGCAGAAGAACGCAAGUCAGUUGGGCGAGUGCGGGAGAUAGUCGCAGAUAUGGAAAGGCGGUACCAGGAGAUUGAUACUCAUUACGGCUGGAUAUUGGCGUCAGAUCGCGAACUUAGGGAUGAGGCACUUUGUUUGUACUUUGGAAAAAAGUUAGACGGCAAGGUUUGGAUGAAGAGAUCUAUCAGGAUGCUGAACAUGACCCGUCGUAUACUAGAGAUGAGCCAGCAGCGCGUCUUUUGA
Messenger RNA from Alternaria incomplexa, 1062 nucleotides. RefSeq lists its product as uncharacterized. Bases 1 to 1062 code for a protein of 353 amino acids. NCBI's taxonomy places the organism in Eukaryota, Fungi, Ascomycota, Dothideomycetes, Pleosporales, Pleosporaceae. The transcript has 4 exons. The record is from RefSeq and is a predicted model, not a curated record.